GAUCCCAUACAGAAGAAAGUGCCUUCUCUGACAUUCCUACUUGAAGCUGCUCACCGCUCUCAUCCUACAUUGUAAACAACACUGGCUUGGCCUCCAAAAAGAUCUCAAUUCCUCAGACUUGCCAAAGCACAAGGAACUGACACGCUCUUUCCAUUCACGGACAUUAUUAGAUAUCAUUCCAAGGAGAGCCAUUGCCUUCAGAUAUUGCUGUCCACAACCAUCGGCUCAAGACCAUUUGGAGACCUGGAGCAUGUUCUUAUUGUCGCGCCAGUGUUGUGCACCUGGGAAUAAAUGACUGAUGAACGACUUGGCAGAGAUUGACAGCUUCACUGAUAGCGGCCAUCUCCCGUGCGACAGCCACCGGGGGUCUGAAUGUGACAUCUCUAUUUAAAGGGCCUUGCCAACAAACCACAAAACUAGACACAAAACAACACAGAAAUACGUUCGCGGACUUUUGAACCCAAAUCAACAGUCCCACUACUGACACCAUAGAGGUUCUCAAACAGCUAUGGCUUUAAACAUUGCGUCGAUGCGAGACACAAAAUGGCUGACGCUCGAGGUGUGCCGGCAGUUUCAGAGAGGGACGUGCUCGCGCAGCGACGAGGAAUGCAAAUUCGCCCACCCGCCCAAGAGCUGCCAGGUGGAGAACGGACGGGUGAUCGCCUGCUUCGACUCGCUGAAGGGUCGGUGUACGAGAGAGAACUGUAAGUACCUUCACCCACCAGCGCAUCUGAAGACGCAGCUGGAAAUCAACGGACGCAACAACCUCAUCCAACAGAAGACUGCAGCAGCGAUGCUGGCGCAGCAGAUGCAGUUCAUGAUCCCUGGCACCACCAUGCAACCAAUGUUCCAUAUAUUGUCUUCUUCACAGCCUACAUUUCCUGUCAGCCAAGGUCUGGGCUCAAACCCUGGACUAAGUUACGCACCGUAUCUGACUCCCAUGAGCCAUGGCAUGGGUUUGGUCCACACAGAGAUGCUUCCCAGCACCCCUGUAAUCGUCCCCGGCAGCCCACCGGUCAGUGUGCAGAGCUCGUCCUCCACACAGAAACUACUGCGCACGGACAAGCUUGAGGUGUGUCGUGAGUUUCAGAGGGGCAACUGUGCACGCGGCGAGACCGACUGCCGCUUCGCCCAUCCUAGCGACAGCCCCAUGAUUGACACGAGCGACAACACGGUCACCGUGUGCAUGGACUACAUCAAGAGCCGCUGCUCGCGCGAGAAGUGCAAGUAUUUCCACCCUCCGGCUCACCUGCAGGCCAAGAUCAAAGCAGCCCAGCAUCAGGCCAACCAGACUGCCGUCGCAGCGCAGGCCGCCGCUGCAGCCAUGGUGAGCUAAUCAUGCACAAUUGAUUUUGAAAAUACAUGCAUACAAUUCUACGUUUAAAGAGUCAUGUUGUGCAAAACAUUAAAGAGUGUUAAAAUUCUUAAAUUACACAACCGUGCCUCACCAGCUGCAUUUAAUUUACAGCAGAAUUUAAUUUACCGCAUUGUCACGACACAUUGAAUCGUAACUAAGGCAGUGCUUAGAAUUGCGAAAUCGUUUUCAGUUAUGUGCAAGAUAAAAUCAAUUGACAACACAUGUUGAGACGUGCCCGCGGAGGUUGCAAUUGAGAUAUCUGAUGAUGUUAAGCACAUUAAAUGUGGAGCACUGUUUUAUUAUUAUAUAGCCAUGACCCAUCUCUAGAAUCUGGGCGGGGUUGUGUGCCAAAUCUGUUUCGACUCCCUUAUCUCAUCCCCGGGGGAUUUUAGUCCUAUUAAACAGAGUGAGGAAAGAGAUGGAGACAAAGAGACGAGCUGCUUGAGAAUACAGCUGUGUGAUAAAAAUCACUCCCCCUUCUUAUCCAUCUAGUUUUGUACUGAUGCAAUCAUUAUUAGGAAUAGGAUAUUAAUAUAAUAAGCACGAUAGCUUUUUUGCUCACACCCUCGACUGUACAAGUUCACGGGGCAGCUUACUUCCCCAUUUCU
This is a messenger RNA of Sinocyclocheilus rhinocerous, 1965 nucleotides long. Its product is annotated as muscleblind-like protein 2a. Gene Ontology annotation, biological process: regulation of RNA splicing. The record is from RefSeq and is a predicted model, not a curated record. Gene Ontology annotation, molecular function: metal ion binding; RNA binding. The transcript has 4 exons. The coding region runs from base 509 to 1336 and encodes 275 amino acids. Gene Ontology annotation, cellular component: cytoplasm; nucleoplasm. Lineage: Eukaryota; Metazoa; Chordata; Actinopteri; Cypriniformes; Cyprinidae.